Molecule: messenger RNA, 2317 nt
Organism: Antechinus flavipes (yellow-footed antechinus)
Lineage: Eukaryota; Metazoa; Chordata; Mammalia; Dasyuromorphia; Dasyuridae
Gene: LTBR
Product: lymphotoxin beta receptor
Exons: 10
Coding region: 221-1468 (415 amino acids)
Biological process (GO): positive regulation of canonical NF-kappaB signal transduction; hematopoietic or lymphoid organ development; immune response
Molecular function (GO): ubiquitin protein ligase binding
Source: RefSeq, a predicted model, not a curated record
CCAGCCCUUCUUGUCCCCGCCCCAGCCCCAGUUCCACUCCCACUUCCUGAGCUAAGCAACAGGAGCCUGGGAGGCCAGGCCCGCCGCUCCCUGCGGCCCCCUGGGGGCACCUCGAGCCCCCCUGCCUUCCCCAACUCAGGGCUCUGAAACCUGCCUGCCCCGGUUGCUCUCCAGGCCUCUGCAAGUCCUGACUUCCCUGGCCCCUCCCUGCCCCUCUCGUAUGGACGCCAUGCGCCUGUCCCCUGCCUGUUUCCUUCAGGGCCUGGUCUGGGGCCCUCUCAUCCUAGGCCUCCUUGGGUUUGUGGCUGGUCUUCAACUCAGACAGGGGCCUCCGGACACAAAGUGUGGAGAUAAGGAAUAUUAUGAGCCCAAACACCAGAUCUGCUGUUCCCGCUGCCCUCCAGGUAUGUUUGUCACAAGUCGCUGUGAUAAACAACGAAACACCACCUGCGGUGUGUGCCCGCCGGGCUCCUUUAAUGAAUUCUGGAACCACAUUGAACAAUGCCAGCUGUGUCGCCAGUGUGAUGAAGUGCUAGGCUUUGAGGAGGUAACUCCCUGCAACGCCAGCAAGAAAACCCAAUGUCGCUGUCGCCAGGGCAUGUACUGCCCCAACCAGGGUGCUGAAUGUGAGCACUGCGAGCCGCUCAGCCCCUGCCCGCCGGGCACAGAACCUGAACUCACAGGUAGGGCUGGAGAGGCUGACAACAACUGUGUUCCCUGUAAAAAUGGCUACUUCCAGAACAUAUCUUCUCCUGACAUUCGGUGCCAACCUCAUACCAACUGUGAGGCACAGGGCUUGGUGACUGCUGUUUCUGGGACCGCCGAGUCGGAUGCCAGGUGCCAGAUCUCACCAUGGAAGAUGCCAGGGACAAUUUUGCUGCUAUACAUCCUGAUCCCCCUGGCUUCCAUUCUACUCCUUAUCAUCGUCUUCUCCUAUGCCUGGAAGAGGCACCCCUCUCUCUGCCAGAAGCUGGGAGCACUACUCAAGAGAAGACCUGAGAGAGAAGAUCUGAAUCCUGCCCCAAACCAGGAUGUCCCUGGAGCAAAUCAGAAGUUCCCUGACUUGGUAGAACCACUCCUAAAAGCUGUAGGAGCUGCCCCUCCGGCCCCCAAUGGACUUCCCCCACCAGUGGUGGAAACAGAAAUCCUGCAUCAACACUGCUCCCUGGGCCAGGGCCGAGAGCAGGGCACAGAGCCCGAGGAGCAGAGCCAGGAGCUGCUCCAUGGUACCAAAGGUAUGAUUGUGACAGGUGGCUCAGUCACUGUCACAGGCAAUAUCUAUAUCUAUAAUGGACUAAUCUUGGGAGGAACACCGGGGCCUGGAGAGCCUCUGCAUCAACCUGAACCCCCUUACCCUAUCCCAGAGGAGGGUACCCCAAAUUCCCUGGGCUUCACUGGACCACACCAAGAGGACGGGAAAGCUUGGCAUCUAGCUGAGUCAGAGACCUUGGGACGCCAUGAUCAAUAGCUGGGAAUGAAGAAAUUACAAUUUGCUGACUAUUUGUGAAAAUGCCUGUGGAAAAUGCCAGAGCACUGUGGCACCUGAGGCAGUCUCACUUGCACAGGAUUUAUAGGGGGUCUGACUCAGAGCCCCCUGGGAGGGCAGAGUUACCACCAGGUGGAAUCAAAGGCACUUCUAAAGGUGGAGUGUCUCCUGUGGGUAACGGACAGGUGUGCGUUGUCCUACCAAAGCACCUACUAAGCCUGCAGGGGUCCUCAAACUAUGGCCCACGGGCCAGAUGCAGCAGCUGAGGACCCCUCACCCAGGGCUAUGAAGUUUUUUUAUUUAAAAGCCCACAAAACAAAGUUUUUGUUUUUACUAUAGUCCGGCCCUCCAAUAGUCUGAGGGACAGUGAACUGGCCCCCUAUUUAAGUUUGAGGACCCCUGUAACUAAGGCAUCAAAGGGCAUUCUAGACUUCAUCAUGCCGGCCAUGGACACUGUGACAGCCUCUGAUGCCAUCCUGUCUACCCAGUGGUUCUGUCCACUAUCCACUGCCCAGCACAGAGCCGCUGCGGGCCUUGAGGCAUUCUCACCCCAGGCCGCUGGGAUGAUGGGAUUUUCAAACACAUCCAUCCCAGCCCCUGGACCCAAGUGGUGGGAUAAAUGCCUCAGGAAAUACCAGGGACUGGAAGAGUUAGCCUGGACCUGAGGACAAAUGGAAGAAGUCUUCUAUAAGAAGAGGUGUUCCAGGAAAAUGGGGGUGGGGGGUUUAGAUUUGGGAUAGGGUUUUGUACAGAGGAGGAGGAGGGAAAUAUCAGGCAUAUUUAAUUGCUUUGUAACCACUUGGAAAUAAAGAAAUGACUGAAAACUUGAAA